Ictalurus furcatus (blue catfish) is the source of this 764-nucleotide messenger RNA. It is a transcript of the gene glod5, whose product is annotated as glyoxalase domain containing 5. The transcript has 4 exons. The record is from RefSeq and is a predicted model, not a curated record. Bases 113 to 595 code for a protein of 160 amino acids. Lineage: Eukaryota; Metazoa; Chordata; Actinopteri; Siluriformes; Ictaluridae.
AAACGUAAUAGCUUUGAAACUGUACUCGGGUUAUUGAGCUUCUCCAGUCUGGUAAGCUGUUAAAAAGCAGCGACAUAAACAUCACCAAAAAGGUUAAAGUGUGAUUAUUGUCAUGGCUUUCCAAGUCUGUGGAUUGCUUCGUCAGGGAAUCUACACAUCGUCGGCUGUGUUGAGUGGAGCAGUUCGAGCUCGCCUGAAAAGCUCGUGUCCGGUUCAGAUCAGCCAUCUGGAUCAUCUCGUGCUGACGGUUCGGGAUGUGAAGAAAAGCACGGAUUUCUACUCCUCAGUCCUGGGAAUGAGUGUAGUUACAUUUAAGGGAAACCGUAAGGCUCUGAGCUUUGGAGAGCAGAAAUUCAACCUGCACGAGGUUGGGAAAGAGUUUGAGCCGAAAGCCAAUAAUCCUGUGCCGGGCUCAGCAGAUCUUUGUCUCAUCACGAGGACCCCGCUGGAAACAGUCGCUGCCCAUCUGAAGGAAUGUGGCGUGAAGAUUGAGGAAGGGCCAGUCGAGAGGACGGGAGCGGUAGGCUCCAUCAAAUCCUUGUACUUCCGUGACCCUGACCACAACCUGAUCGAAGUCUCCAACUACAGUAACUAAGACUUGAACUAGAAAUUAGCAGUCUAAUUUUGGACCAAAAUCACCCAAAAGAAUGUUGAAACUUAUGAUGCUGUAAAACUUGUGAAAAUGUACUGUACAUUCUUGGUAGAUGUAAUAUUAAUCGCCCUGUACACAAUGCGUUAAAAUAAAAGGUGUGUUUGAGAAUUUA